AUGGCAACAAGUGGAUGUCAUUGUCGAGAGAAACGUGCUCGAAGAUUUCAACCUAUUGAUAUUAGCAUUUAUAUAUUUGAUGGAGAAAACGCACAAACAUUACAUUGUAUACAAUAUCAUCGCUAUGCCUGCGGUGUUCACUCAUGUCCUAUUAACUAUAUGCCUACAUUUUCCUAUUGUGGAAGUCGUAUGGCCAUUGUGCUUAAUGACAUGGAAACUACAACAGAUCAUAUACAAAUUUACAAAUUACCGAUAUCUGAAGAGGGAGAAAGGAUACAGGGUAGUAAGUUGCUCUAUGUUGUAGAAGAGGGAGAAAGGAUACAGGGUAGUAAGUUUCUCUAUGUUGUAGAAGAGGGAGAAAGGAUACAGGGUAGUAAGUUGCUCUAUGUUGUAGAAGAGGGAGAAAGGAUACAGGGUAAAGAGGGAGAAAGGAUACAGGGUAGUAAGUUGCUCUAUGUUGUAGAAGAGGGAGAAAGGAUACAGGGUAGUAAGUUGCUCUAUGUUUUUGAAGAGGGAGAAAGGAUACAGGGUAGUAAGUUGCUCUAUGUUGUAGAAGAGGGAGAAAGGAUACAGGGUAGUAAGUUGCUCUAUGUUGUAGAAGAGGGAGAAAGGAUACAGGGUAGUAAGUUUCUCUAUGUUGUAGAAGAGGGAGAAAGGAUACAGGGUAGUAAGUUUCUCUAUGUUGUAGAAGAGGGAGAAAGGAUACAAGGUAGUAAGUUACACUAUGCUGUAGAAAAGGGAGAAACGGUAGGUCUAGUUGACACAGAGGAGGUGAGAAAGGGUACAUAA
Molecule: messenger RNA, 789 nt
Organism: Lottia gigantea (owl limpet)
Lineage: Eukaryota; Metazoa; Mollusca; Gastropoda; Lottiidae
Exons: 3
Coding region: 1-789 (262 amino acids)
Source: RefSeq, a predicted model, not a curated record